Jatropha curcas is the source of this 714-nucleotide messenger RNA. It is a transcript of the gene HTA7, whose product is annotated as histone H2A 7. Gene Ontology annotation, molecular function: structural constituent of chromatin; protein heterodimerization activity; DNA binding. NCBI's taxonomy places the organism in Eukaryota, Viridiplantae, Streptophyta, Magnoliopsida, Malpighiales, Euphorbiaceae. The record is from RefSeq and is a predicted model, not a curated record. Gene Ontology annotation, cellular component: nucleosome.
AAACGGCCAUCAAAAUCUCAAAUUCGAAAGACAUUCACUUUCCCUCUAAAACGCUCCGUUUGUAUUUCAAAUCAAAGAUUCAGAUCUCUUUUUGCCUAAUUUUAGAUCAACAAUGGAUUCUACCAAGGAGAAGAAGGGUGCAGGAGGAAGAAGAGGAGGAGACAGAAAGAAGGCUGUUUCAAAGUCGAUUAGAGCUGGGCUUCAAUUUCCAGUGGGUCGUAUUAGCCGGUUUCUCAAAAAGGGCCGAUAUGCGCAGAGAUAUGGUGCCGGAGCUCCGAUCUAUCUUGCUGCCGUUCUCGAGUAUCUCGCCGCCGAGGUGCUUGAGUUGGCUGGGAAUGCAGCAAGAGAUAACAAGAAGAACAGGAUAAAUCCUAGGCAUGUGCUGCUAGCGGUGAGAAAUGAUGAGGAGUUAGGCAAAUUGCUUCAAGGGGUUACUAUUGCAAGUGGUGGAGUGCUACCAAACAUCAACCCUGUUCUGUUGCCAAAGAAAUCUGCUGCCUCUGAUAAAUCUUCUACUGAGCCCAAAUCGCCAAAAUCUCCUAAAUCAGCCAAAAGCGCCUAAACAGUUACUAAUGUAUCAAUAAUGGAAUUUAGGAUCUAGGAUUUCUUUUUUUUUUUUUUUUUCCCCUGGUGAAAUUUGUCUACCCUUUAGUAGUGCAUAAUGUAGUUGAUGUUAUAUUAUAAUGGAAAUUCACUUGUUUCCUGCUUUUUCAA